Diuraphis noxia (Russian wheat aphid) is the source of this 1019-nucleotide messenger RNA. RefSeq lists its product as uncharacterized. The record is from RefSeq and is a predicted model, not a curated record. Lineage: Eukaryota; Metazoa; Arthropoda; Insecta; Hemiptera; Aphididae.
CAAAUCUAGAAUCAAUUUUCAGUUCGUCUUGUUGGRAACCGGUCAAAGGCAACUAACAGGAUGAGGGCUGUACUGAUUCUUUGCGUCAUUAUUGGUGCUGCUGUGGCAUGUCCAUUAAAAAAAAAGAGUUGUGCUCACAGUUUGCCUAAAUUUUGCCCCCCAAAAUGGAAUAUUAAAAAAUUUGAUUCGCAAUACGCAACAAUAGCAUUCCAAGGAAAAUGGUAUCUACAACUUGCAACACCAACAUACAUGGAAGGACAAAACCCAUUAAAAACCGGGCUCUUCUGUAACAGUUUUCCUUGUACCGACAAUCAAUUGGAAUUCAAGGAUACAACACCAUGUGACGAUAAAGAUUACAACAUUGAAUUCGAAAUGACUGAUAUAUCAUACAAUCUCUAUACCCAGACUACAGAAAUCCAAAAAGCAUUAUUGAGUCCAGCAUACGGAAAUUCCAGUCCAUAUGCAAUCUUUAACGUCGGUAGUCAAAAAUAUUAUACAAAACCAAUUAUCGAAAAAAAUCCAUUUAAUGACAAUGAAUUAAUCAGGCAUAAGAUCGGCCAGGGUAUCUGUGAGAGAGAAUACACAAUCGCUGUAAUCGGGGCUGAUGACKGUUGGAAAGAGUAUAUGGUGUUAGCUGUUAUCAACCAGUAUGACAACUUCUUUGGYGGUAAUAAUUUUAAUAAACGUAAUUCAACUACUUCAAAAUGAAAUACAAUUAUAAAAAUAAAUUUCAGGAAGUCCUUAUAUCCUUUGGGUAGUAACGAGRGAUGYUAAMCCUGAUUGGAGUAYUUAUGAUAAAGCAUACAAAGACAUUGAGAAAAGUGGUCUUAGCUGUAACUUUUUGGUAAGUGUUGAUCAUUCGAUAGAAUCAACACCAAUUCCUUCACUGACAGUACCUUCAAAAACACCAACUUCACCUGAUGCUGUCAAUGGCGUAAUUGAAAAAUCCAUCUCUUCGAAAACAGAAACAAAAUCAGUUGUUAGCGACACCGGUCGUUCUUCAACAAUCACUUCAACAA